Paramecium octaurelia is the source of this 1216-nucleotide messenger RNA. NCBI's taxonomy places the organism in Eukaryota, Ciliophora, Oligohymenophorea, Peniculida, Parameciidae. The record is from the annotation of a GenBank genome assembly.
CUAUUAUGUCAAGCACAACCGAUGUUUUGAAAAUCUAGAUAACUGCAUUGACUGAAUGCUAUCAAGAUUAAAGCCAUAAAUAGGUAAUCCUGGAUUUUUCAACCUUUAACGAGGAAGCUUAAUUAAAUUACCUAAAAUCGUAAUCAAACCAUUAAUCAUAGAGUUUUACAUUAGCCAUUGAUUGGACAAGAAAAAGAAUACUAUGAAACUCAUAAGGAAAAGUUAGAAGAUCUAAACAACUUUGAAUAGCAAAUUUUGGAAGUAUUCUAUAAUGAUUUGGUGAUGAAAGAUUAUUCAUCUGCUGUAUUAAUAUUAUGUUUAUCAUUUAUAGAUGAUAUUGGCAAAAGAGUAAUUCUUCCGAAAAUAAAUCUUAGACGAUAAAAAAACACCCUUAGAAUUUUUCUAGACAACCCAAUCAAUCUUAAAAAGGGCCUGCGUAAUUAAGGAUGAAGCCCCAUUGUAAUUAGCCGAGGAACUUAAAAAACAUGGAUAUUAGAACAAACCCUCAAUUUAAUUUGUUUGUCUAAAACUUGAUUAUGAACUUGGAAAAUAAUAGAAUGAAAAUUUGGAAAGUAUUUGUUAGAAAGUUAGAGAUUGCUAAUUAUCAAACCUAGCACCAAUUUUUGAUGUUCAAUUUAAAACUGAAAACAUUCAAAAUCUUUUUGCUGAUGCUCAGAUUGCCUAUUCAACAAUUAAUGCAGCUCUAUUGGAUAAAGAAGUUCAAACAGAAUAUAUGAUUUUGUGCACAAACAUUGUUGAUUUGGCAAUUCAAUAUUUAGGAGAUGUUUAAUUAAAUGGGGACAAUCAAUAUAAAAGCUACUCUAAUAAGCUGAAUUAUUUUGUUCUAAAAAUCUUGUUUAAUUCAAUUCCUCCUAGUUACGGUGGAAUCUUUUUCACUUUCGAUAGAGGAUUUGUAUAAAGCAAAAAGAUUCUCCAUUUCCUCAACAAUCUAAAUAAGUUUGAUAUUUAUAUAGCAUGGCCAUUGGGAGUUAAAUUAAAUGCUAGAUUAUUUGACGAAGUUGUUAAAAGUAAGCCUUCUUUAUCAUAUUUUAAGGUUAUUCAAUUGUUUAAAGACAAUAAUCUGCAACAAUUACAAUAAAUUAAAUUCUUAAGCUAUUUUAGAAUUGCUUUGCUGGUAAGUAUAAGGAUGAAGAAGAAUAGGAGGUGCUCUAGCCAAUCAAAUUAGGCUCGACAUCAUCAUCAUCAUCAUGAGUAU